Naegleria gruberi is the source of this 1671-nucleotide messenger RNA. RefSeq lists its product as uncharacterized. Bases 1 to 1671 code for a protein of 556 amino acids. The transcript is spliced from 6 exons. Lineage: Eukaryota; Heterolobosea; Eutetramitea; Acrasida; Naegleriidae. The record is from RefSeq and is a predicted model, not a curated record.
AUGCACGAAUUAGAAUUGGGUGGAAUUGAUACAGUGAUGAGCAAUAGUCAUCGUGUUGAUGAUGAUGAUUAUGAAGGAUUGGAUUUUCUUCAAGCAUUGCAAAGUGGACUCUUAAAGAAGGCUAGAGACUCACUUCUCGAAGAUGAUAAACCUCUCUUCAAAGGAUCAGAGCAUACCUUCACAGACAUGUCUCUCACUCUAGCCAAAUACUUUGCUGAAUCAAAGAGUUCAAAAGCCAAUAUGAACACUCUAAUCACAAUCAUCAACUCGAUCUUUGGACCAAUCCUCAACAAGAGAAUACCCAAACUAAAAACAAUCCUCAACAAGAUUGAAAAUGUAAAGAAGGAUUACGAGCAAGUCUAUUAUUGUGCUAGUCAUGAGCAAAUCAUUCCUAGAGGAGGUGAAUGUAGCAUCUGCAAGGCAAAGAUUGGAAAGUCACCUUACUAUUGGCAUAAGUCCUUCAAAUCCUGUAUUUCAGAAUUGGUGGAAAUAACUGGAUUAGCCAAAUUGAAAGAGGUUGUAAAAAGACCAAGCUUUCUUUCUCACCCCUCAUUAACAACAACAAGAACAACAACAUUACAUUCAACAAUUACAUCAAAUCAAUCUCCACCUCAAUCAUUAGCAACAACAACAACAAGAAUUGGAAAUAGUACCACUACUACUGCUCAACAUCUUCAAACAAUAGCAGAUUGUUGUGAUUCAACAGAAUACGAAAGAAUUACAGGUAAUGGUUGGUGGGAUGAUAAUGCUCUUUGCCUCACACUGAGUGCUGGUACUGAUGGUGCAUUCUCCAUUCAAGAAUUGUUAGAAAUUGGACAUGCUGGGUGCAAUGGUUGUCGGUUCUGUAACCUUCUUGGUAGAAAGGAUAAAGAUACAGGUGUUAUUUAUUCAUCCAUUAGUGGUUGCAAUAGCAGUGGCCAAGGUAACCCAAUUACACGAAAUUGGGAACAAAUGAAACCAAAUUUUAUCAAACUGUACAAGAAUGAAAUUCCAUCCUUUGAAGGAGUUUCGGGUGUUUCCAUUCUAUUAAGGUUACCCUAUUUUAGAGGGACAACACAGGUACUCAAUAGAAUUGUUGUUCUCUAUGAUAGACACCUUCCAGAUAUUAAUAAAAACCUCUUAUCUAUCAAUACUCCUUCCAUGUAUCACAGACAAGUGAGAGAUUUGAGUAAUUUGGCUCACUAUAAAGCCAUUGAGUUUUACAUGAUAUUUGCCUAUUGUACAUCAGCUUUUCAAGGAAUUUUGAGUCAAGCCCAUUAUUCAAUCAUGGUUGGAAUUAAAGAUCUCAUCUCUACCAUUAUGAAUCCCUUCCCAAAGGACAAUACUCGAAUCAAAUUGUUCGACUAUGAAGUUAGCACUCUACUUCAAAAUGUUGAAAAGGAGUUUGGCUCUAAUUGUUGUACAUUGGCUACACAUUCGGUAAAACAUUUUCCAGAUUCAAUUUGGAAUACUGGACCACUCUAUGCUACGAGUACAUUUGUUUUAGAGGAUGCAAUUGGUACAAUCAUCUCCACCAUUAAGAAUGGUAAGGUGAAUAUGGAUCACAAGGCACUCCAAUGUUGGAAGAUUUUCCAACUCUUCUCAUUUAGAACGAGAUCAUUUGGUUAUCAAUUUUCAAAAGGAGAUGCACUUUUAAUGAAUAAUGUAAAAUACAUGAUUAUGGGAAAGUAA